AUGCGCCUCCGCCUGCUUCUGCUGCUCGCGGUGUGCGGGGCGGCCGCCGGCGCCGCGGCGCGCACCCUCAGCCUGCGGGGCCGCUGGCGGAUCCGCAGCGGGAACGGCUCGCUGGAGCUGCCCGGGGACGUCCCCGGGUGCGUGCACACUGCCUUGCUGCAGCAGAACCUCAUCCAGGAUCCGUACUACAGAUUUAAUGACCUUAGCUACAGAUGGAUCUCCUUGGAUAACUGGACCUACAGCAAGGAAUUUAAAAUCCCCUUUGACAUUAGCAAAUGGCAAAAAGUAAAUUUGAUUUUUGAGGGCGUUGAUACAGUUACAAAAGUCCUGCUCAAUGAUGUUACUAUUGGGGAAACAGACAACAUGUUCAAAAGAUAUAGCUUCGAUGUUACCAAUGUGGUUAGGGACGUGAACUCCAUUGAGCUCCGUUUCCAGUCCCCAGUGUUGUAUGCGGCCCAGCAGAGCAAGGCUCACACUCGCUACGAGGUGCCCCCAGACUGCCCUCCGCUCGUCCAGAAGGGCGAAUGCCACGUCAACUUUAUUCGAAAGGAGCAGUGUUCCUUUGGUUGGGACUGGGGGCCCUCCUUUCCUACCCAGGGCAUCUGGAAAGAUGUUAGAGUUGAAGCCUAUAAUCUUUGUCAGCUGAACUACUUCACAUUUUCCCCUAUAUAUGAUGCCCGUGCCCAGGAGUGGAAUCUUGAAAUAGAGUCUUCUUUUGAUGUUGUCAGCUCAAAGCCAGUUUAUGGUCACGUGAUGGUGGCCCUCCCUAAGUUGCAAACACAGCAGACACAAGGCAUCGAACUUCAGCCCGGGGAAAGGGUUGUUGAGCUGUUUGUGAAAAUUAACAAGAAUAUUUCCGUAGAAACUUGGUGGCCUCAUGGACAUGGAAACCAGACUGGGUACAACAUGACAAUUCUUUUUGAACUGGAUGGAGGCUUAAGUAUUGAAAAAUCAGCUAAGGUUUAUUUUAGGACAGUGGAACUUAUAGAAGAACCUAUAAAAGGGUCUCCUGGUCUGAGUUUCUACUUCAAAAUUAAUGGGCUUCCCAUAUUUCUGAAAGGCUCCAACUGGAUCCCAGCAGAUUCGUUCCAGGAUCGAGUAACCUCUGACUUAUUGCGCCUCCUUCUGCAGUCUGCUGUGGAUGCGAACAUGAACACUCUCCGGGUGUGGGGAGGAGGGGUCUAUGAGCAGGACGAGUUCUACGAGCUCUGUGAUGAACUGGGGAUAAUGGUGUGGCAGGACUUCAUGUUUGCCUGUGCCCUUUAUCCAGCUGGCCAGGGUUUCUUGGACUCCGUGAGAGCAGAAGUUGCUUACCAGGCCAGGAGACUGAAAUCUCAUCCCUCCAUCAUCACGUGGAGUGGAAAUAAUGAAAAUGAAGCAGCACUGAUGAUGAAUUGGUAUGGCAUACACAUCAGUGACUUGCCUACCUACAUCAAUGAUUAUGUGACACUGUAUGUGAAAAACAUCCGAGAGAUCGUCUUGACAGCAGACAAGACUCGUCCUUUUAUCACGUCCAGUCCUACAAAUGGGGCCGAAUCCGUGGCAGAAGGCUGGGUCUCUCACAACCCUUAUGACAAGCAUUUUGGUGACGUACAUUUUUACGACUAUAUCAGUGAUUGCUGGAAUUGGAAAAUUUUCCCCAAAGCUCGAUUUGUGUCUGAAUAUGGAUAUCAGUCCUGGCCUUCCUUCAGUACAUUAGAAAAGAUUUCUUCUGAAGAGGACUGGUCAUGUGGAAGCAGGUUUUCGCUUCAUCGCCAACAUCAUGCAGAUGGGAACACUGAGAUGCUUCUUCAGGCCGGACUUCAUUUCAAACUCCCGCAAAGCAAAGACCCAUUACGCUCGUUCAAAGAUACCAUAUAUCUUACUCAGGUGAUGCAGGCCCAGUGUGUCAAAACACAGACGGAGUUCUACCGUCGCAGCCGCAGCCAGGUGGUGCAUGGAGAGGGCCACACCAUGGGGGCGCUGUACUGGCAGCUGAAUGACAUCUGGCAGGCUCCCUCCUGGGCUUCCCUAGAGUAUGGAGGAAAGUGGAAGAUGCUUCAUUACUUUGCUCGGCAUUUCUUCGCUCCGCUGUUGCCCGUGGGCUUCGAGAAUCAAGACGUGUUUUUCAUCUAUGGCGUGUCAGACCUUCGCUCAGAGUGCAACGUGACACUCACUGUGAGACUGCACGCGUGGAGUUCCCUGGAGCCUCUGUGCUCACGCCGCACUAGGCGUCUUGUGAUGAAGGCGGGCAAGGCCACUCUCCUGUACAAGGAGCCGGUGCCCAGGCUGCUGAAGACAUGUGGGACGUGCACCCGGCAGCGCUGUGUGGUUUCCUUUCACCUGUCAGCUGCCGGCCAACUCCUGAGCCCCACCAACUACCACUUCCUGUCCUCGCUGAAGGAGGCUGUGGGACUCCACAAGGCACACAUCACUGCCGUCAUCUCCCAGCGUGGUGACACAUUUGUGUUUGAUCUAGAAACCUCCGCUGUCGCUCCCUUUGUUUGGCUGGAUGUGGGAAACAUUCCCGGGAGAUUCAGUGACAAUGGCUUCCUCAUGACUGGGAAGACGCGGACUGUGUUAUUUUACCCUUGGAAACCCACCAGCAAGAGUGAACUGGAGCGAUCUUUUCAAGUGACUUCCCUGACCGAUAUUUACUGAGGGAAUCCAGCAUGUUUUUUCAGGGGACUCCAGAAUAAAGCAUUUCCAAGGAACCGCCUGGGGCCAAUGGCCCCAGGGACAAGUUGAAGCAGCCGUGUGGACGGCCUCUCCCGGGAGCGCCUCCAGCGCAGGGUCUCGCCUGCCCACCCCAGGAGGGGAGUCCGCGCGGCUGCAACCGCGGCGGCAUCGGGCCCAGGGGAGGGCUGUGAGGGCCCCAGCCUUCCUAGUUAGCUUUGAGAAAUACCAAAUGAUCAAAGUGAAACUGCUCUGUUAUUAUUUCUGGAGGAAAUAGAGGUUUAAAUGUCACAGGAGAAGGAUUUCUGAGCAGUGGCCAUGUUGGUAGUUGUUGCUGGAAAGUGUGGGGGUUUGAUGGUUGACAUUUGAUUACUUUUGGGGUAGGAUUCUUUUUUCAUUUAUGGAUUUUGUUAUAAAAUAUUGUUUUAACAAUCAGAAAUUCUCUUUUCAAAGGCCAUUAGAGUGAUUCUCCUUAGAAAAACGAGCUCACAUUGAGAUGGAUGCCACUCUGCGUACUUGGAAGAGCUGGAUGUCCUGACAGGUUGUCGCCUGUGGUGAUGUACGGGCUUCAGUUGGGGUAAAUCCAGCGAGCUCCCAAGUCAGAGGCGGGGAGUUACACCGAGAUGUGUUGAUCCUGGCAGCAGAGUGGUUUCGCUUUAGCUUGGGUUCAAAUAAUUUCAUUUCUAUUGGUUAAUUAUAAAUUGCUAUAAAAUUGUUUUAUUGUGCAUUAUCAUGUCUGUAAAAUUACAUUUAUAAUGAAGCAAAUGGGGCAAAAUGUUAACAAGUAGCCAAUGUGGGUAAAGGUGUGUAGGAAUUUUUUUGUACUGUUUUUACUACUUUGCUGUAAGUUUGAAAUUAGAUCAAAAUUUUAAAGUUACAUAAAUUGCAUUGACAACUUGA
Messenger RNA from Equus caballus (horse), 3555 nucleotides. It is a transcript of the gene MANBA, whose product is annotated as mannosidase beta. Gene Ontology annotation, molecular function: beta-mannosidase activity. The record is from RefSeq and is a predicted model, not a curated record. NCBI's taxonomy places the organism in Eukaryota, Metazoa, Chordata, Mammalia, Perissodactyla, Equidae. Gene Ontology annotation, biological process: glycoprotein catabolic process; carbohydrate metabolic process.